This is a messenger RNA of Megalobrama amblycephala (Wuchang bream), 12062 nucleotides long. RefSeq lists its product as uncharacterized. The record is from RefSeq and is a predicted model, not a curated record. Lineage: Eukaryota; Metazoa; Chordata; Actinopteri; Cypriniformes; Xenocyprididae. The coding region runs from base 7364 to 9985 and encodes 873 amino acids. The transcript has 2 exons.
UUGCUUAUAUUUGUUUUGUGUGGCCCCUUGUGAGCUAAUGCCUGCGUGGUGACUGCCUAAGACUUCACCAAAACGAACCAAAUUUAAAUUGAAAUGACUAAAAUUUAAAAUGAAAUGAAUAAAAAAUUUAAAUUAAAAUGACUAAAAAAUAAAAUAAUUGAUUGAAUUGAUUAAAAUAAAAGGAGAAGUAACUUCCAGGUCCCAGGGGUAGCGCAUGCAUGUAUAUAAGUGUUGUUUGUCUAAGUGUUUAACGCAUGAGGUGCGUUCGUCUAAGUGUUUAACGCAUGAGAUGCGUUCGUCUAAAUACGCAUGAAGUGCGUUCGUCUAAGUGUUUAACGCAUGAGGUGCGUUCGUCUAAAUGUUUAACGCAUGAGGUGCGUUCCUCUAAAUACGCAUGAAGUGCGUUCGUCUAAGUGUUUAACGCAUGAGGUGCGUUCGUCUAAAUACGCAUGAAGUGCGUUCGUCUAAAUGUUUAACGCAUGAGGUGCGUUUGUCUAAAUACGCAUGAAGUGCGUUCGUCUAAGUGUUUAACGCAUGAGAUGCGUUCGUCUAAAUACGCAUGAAGUGCGUUCGUCUAAAUGUUUAACGCAUGAAGUGCGUUCGUCUAAAUACGCAUGAAGUGCGUUCGUCUAAGCGUUUAACGCAUGAGAUGCGUUCCUCUAAAUACGCAUGAAGUGCGUUCGUCUAAGUGUUUAACGCAUGAGGUGCGUUCGUCUAAAUGUUUAACGCAUGAGGUGCGUUCAUCUAAAUACGCAUGAAGUGCGUUCGUCUAAGUGUUUAACGCAUGAGGUGCGUUCGUCUAAAUACGCAUGAAGUGCGUUCGUCUAAGUGUUUAACGCAUGAGGUGCGUUCGUCUAAAUACGCAUGAAGUGCGUUCGUCUAAAUGUUUAACGCAUGAGGUGCGUUCGUCUAAAUACGCAUGAAGUGCGUUCGUCUAAGUGUUUAACGCAUGAGGUGCGUUCGUCUAAAUACGCAUGAAGUGCGUUCGUCUAAAUGUUUAACGCAUGAGGUGCGUUCGUCUAAAUACGCAUGAAGUGCGUUCGUCUAAGUGUUUAACGCAUGAGGUGCGUUCGUCUAAAUACGCAUGAAGUGCGUUCGUCUAAAUGUUUAACGCAUGAGGUGCGUUCGUCUAAAUACGCAUGAAGUGCGUUCGUCUAAGUGUUUAACGCAUGAGGUGCGUUCGUCUAAAUACGCAUGAAGUGCGUUCGUCUAAGUGUUUAACGCAUGAGGUGCGUUCGUCUAAAUACGCAUGAAGUGCGUUCGUCUAAAUGUUUAACGCAUGAGGUGCGUUCGUCUAAAUACGCAUGAAGUGCGUUCGUCUAAGUGUUUAACGCAUGAGGUGCGUUCGUCUAAAUACGCAUGAAGUGCGUUCGUCUAAAUGUUUAACGCAUGAGGUGCGUUCGUCUAAAUACGCAUGAAGUGCGUUCGUCUAAGUGUUUAACGCAUGAGGUGCGUUCGUCUAAAUACGCAUGAAGUGCGUUCGUCUAAAUGUUUAACGCAUGAGGUGCGUUCGUCUAAAUACGCAUGAAGUGCGUUCGUCUAAGUGUUUAACGCAUGAGGUGCGUUCGUCUAAAUACGCAUGAAGUGCGUUCGUCUAAGUGUUUAACGCAUGAGGUGCGUUCGUCUAAAUACGCAUGAAGUGCGUUCGUCUAAGUGUUUAACGCAUGAGGUGCGUUCGUCUAAAUACGCAUGAAGUGCGUUCGUCUAAAUGUUUAACGCAUGAGGUGCGUUCGUCUAAAUACGCAUGAAGUGCGUUCGUCUAAAUGUUUAACGCAUGAGGUGCGUUCGUCUAAAUACGCAUGAAGUGCGUUUUUGUCUGCCUGAGUGGGGCACAUAAAUGUUAUAUGUUUGUAUGUGAAAUACGUCUGUCUGUAUGUGUGAAAAGCGCUGAGGUGUGUGAUCACGCUUGUCUGUGUGAUAGCCAGAGCGGACGGGAGGACCCGGCGCUGAGCGGGGGCUCCGAGCUGGCUGCCAGAUAGACGGGAACUGUUAGUUGUAAAUAAAAAAAGGCCUUGAGAAGGGAGGGCAAUUUGAUAAAAAAGUGACUGAGAUAUAUAAUAUUGUGUAUAAUGCAGAAUUAGGUAGAAAGUGAAAUAGAAUUGCGUGGUUUGUUUCAAACUGUUUUUAUUGUUUGAUGAAACGUUGAUAAAAGCAUAUGGGAAGUAUUGUUCGGAAGCAUAUGUGAAUAAUCCUGCAGGUUUUGUGAAAUGAAAAAACAAGAUGGUUAAUGGACACUAAAAUUCAAAAUUAUAAAUGUGAUAAAAAAAAAAGUAAAAUAAUUGUAUAAGAAUUGAUGAGGGAACUAAAAACAUUCCCACAAAUUGUUUUUUCAUCAAUUUGGACACUUUCCAGACUGCUGUGAUCCAGAUAGGGAAACACAGCCCUUGAUAAGUCAAAACAAUAACGGAAAAGUUAACAGAGAAAACUGUUUUUCCAUUUUAGCAAAAAUUGGUGUAUAAUACAUUUUUAUUGCUUGGUGUAAAGUUGGCAAAAGUGUAUGAGAAUGUAUAAAAAUAUAUGUAAAUAUCCCUGUUGAUUUUGUGAAAUGGAAAAGGCAAGUUUUUUUUUUAAUGGAUACUGAAAUCCAACAUAAUAAAGGAAAUGUAAAAUAUUCUAAAAGAACUGUUGAAAAAACUAAGAACACUCCCAGAAAUUGGCUCUGUCGUUUGUUUGGGCACUUCCCAGACUGUAAGCGCUGUGAUCCAGAUAGGGAAACACAGCCCUUAAUAAAUCCAAACAACCAAGAAAAAAGGUAUUAGAGAAGACUUUGUUUUUUCCAUUUUUGCAAAAAUUUAUGUAUAAGAAAUUUUUAUUGAUUGGUCUAAAAUUGGUAAAAGUAUAUGAGUACUGUUUAAAAAUUUAUGUGAACAUUCUUGUUGAUUUUGUGAAAUGGAAAAGGCAAGUUUUUUAAUGGGUGCUGAAAUCCAACAUAAUAAAGGGAAUGUAAAAUAUGGUGAAAUAGAACUGUUGAGAAAAAAACUAAGAACACUCCCAGAAAUUGGCUCCUGUCAGUUAUUUGAGCAUUUUCAAAACUGUAAGUGCUGUGAUGCAGACAGGAAAGCACAGCCCUUAAGUUAAAAUAUUCAAGGAAAAAGGUAAUAGAGGUUUUUUUUUUUUUUUUUUGCAAAAAAUUGUGUAUAGUGGUCUUUAGUGUGUGCUGCGUGAGUGAAAACCCGGGUGUGUGAUUGUUUUAAGAGUGUGUGAUUGAGCCUGCACUGUAUCUACAGAGUGAAGAUAAAGGCGGGGCUGCCUCUGACAGGGAGAGGAGAAAACUAGAGUGUGAAGAUAAAGGCGGGGCUGCCUCUGGGAGAGGGAGAGGGGAGCUGGAGAGGGGAGAUAGAGGCAGGGCUGCCUCUGACGGAGAGGGAGGAGAAAUCUUGUGAUCAGGAUAAAGGAGGGGCUACGAGAGGCGAGAAGUGUGUGUGUGUUAAAGAGUGGGAGGAUUUCUCUCUGCCUCACGCUCUCUCUCUUCUCUCUCUCUCUCUCUCUCUGAAUAACAUGGAGGUGAAGCUUGGUGGAUAUGAUAGGGACAGGGUCAGAAGGCUAAAUUGUGAGCUUAGGGAAGAGUAUGAGUUUAAGGAAGCAUUGAUAGAAUCCAAAGGGAUUAAAAAUCAUUUUUGGCUAGAAGUGGAGUUUGUGGAUAAAGAGGGACAGAAAAGGGAGCUGACAGAAGAGAAGAAAAAUGAACUUUUGAAAAAUUGACAAAAAUCACAAAUUUGGAUCAGGUCGAACAAGAAUGGCCUUUAAUAAAUUGGCAAUAUGAGAUCAAGAAAUACAUGACUCUUGAUAAUCUGAAAUGGCAUUUGGACAGAUUUUGUUUCCCCAGAAAAACCUGACUUUUUCUGGGGAAAAAGAUUGCUGACAGAGGCAAUAUUAAAAAUAGAUCCAGUGUGUGUCCCAUACUUGAAAAAGAACUUGGGAUAUCGAUGGCCACAACAUCUGGGAGGAGCAACCAUAUUGAGUAACAUCUACUUCAAAGUGACCUCAUGUGCGAGGUCAACAGAGUGGGAAAGUGACACACUCUUUGCAGUUGGAGAAAGAGAAGAGAUCAACCCACUCUACACCACAAAUUGGACACUUGGAAGAUUGGUUGUGUCAGUGUUUCUGAAAAAUAAAUUAGAACACAUAUACCACAUGCGGCCAGAGAUACCAAAGGGCAAAAGGGAAGCAGAAGAACUAAGAAUGAUUGUGAGAAAUGUCAGACCCUCAAACACACAAGAAGAGGAGGAGGAGAGGGAGUAGAGGGAAAAGAAUUCUAAGAGCCAAAGAAAGAGCAGAUUUAAUUGAAAUUUUCGAACCAUUAGAAACUAUUAAUUGCCCCAAAAAUAAAUUGCACAUUUCAGUAACUGUGGUAGGAGGAUUUGAUACAAAAUUAACCCCAUGUCUUACUUAUUCAUAUUGGGCAGGAGGAGUCACUGCAACUGGUCGGAGGGUUGAGGAAAAUGAGCUCUGGAGUUUUGAAUUGAUCUGCUUGGGGGAGGACAUAAUUUGGAAACGCAAUAACUACAAUUGGCUGGAACUGGAAGGUGUGACGACGAAGUCAUUGACUGAGGUACAAAUAAGAGCAAUUUUAAAAUAUAUAAAGAAAAGAAAGACCAUCAAAUUGCUGUUCUAAGUCCUCAACCCAGUAAAAAUUCCGGAGGAAGCCAGGGGUCGGAUGCUUUUAGUGGUCCUCGUCUGGCCAAUCCGGUGAAGAAUUAAAGAUUUGAAAGAAUUAAAAAUAAAUAAAUAAAUAAAUAAAUAAUAUUGACUGGGGUUAAAGAGGUUUAAGAUUUGGCUUAUGACAAUGGCUUCAGCGUCAACAGAAAAAGACACACCUGUAGAGUGCAUAAUAUCAGAAUACCCCAUAUGUAGAGACACAAUUAGAGAGUUAUCUAAAAAAUGGGAAAAAAGGACCAUAAAAUUAAAUACAAAGUGGCCUGCAGAGGGAACAUUUGACGUAGCCAUGUGUAGAGAGAUGGAAGCAUUAAUAAAAAAAUCACAAGGCUAAUGAUAAGACAAAGAAUAGAGAAGAGAAGAGAGAACGGGAACAUGAAGUGUUAAGACUAUUCAAGGAAUGGGGAAUAAAAAUAUUAAAGGAAAGACAAAUGAGGGAGGGAAAAAAUGGAAAAAAAUGUUUCAAAAUCAGAAAGGCCUCCUCCAUAUGCAUCACACUAUGAUUCUGCUAAUCAAUUACCAAUGGUUAAUGCAACACUUCAUGUGAGAGGGAAUGUGGAGUUUGAAAAUCAAAAACUUGAAGAAGAGGAAGGUGAAGGAGAGAGAGCAGUGGGAUUUCAUUGUGAAGAGGCUGAGGAGCACACAUCUGACAAACCAUUGAGAGUGAAAGGAGAAACGCCAGCCAUGCAAAAGCAAGCGGAACCUCUAAGAAGCAAAGAAGGUAAGAAGAAAUCCACAGAUCCCACAAUGACGGAUCCAUACUACUAUGCAAAACAAGCAUUGAGAGAACUUGAGGAAAGGGGGAGAGGUGAAGAGGCUGCAGGUGAGCAACCACUGCAAGAUCAAGACAUAGCUGAUAGUUUGCUGUCAUUCCAUCAAGAUAUGAAGAUAACAGAAGAGCUACUUGCUAAAGAGGCUCAAGCUAUGAGAGAAAUUAUAGAAAAGGAAGAAUGGAAGAGUUGUCAAAGAUCAAGAGCACACUCAAGCAGCCCUGAUGGAGAGUACAAAAGAGUUUCAGGAACACUCCUCCUUGAAGGGGUUCCCCAAAGGGAACAGCGUUGGAGGAGGGGUGACAAUUUAAGAGAAAGACCUACAAGCGCCAUAUUCAUGCAAAGAGCAGAAGAAGACAUGCAAGAUAAAGACAAAAGACAGUGCCCCAUACUGAUCAGGGGACGCCAAGGACAGUAUGUCCCAUGGGCGAGACAGGAUCUGGAAGGACUUGUAGCCCGCCUCCCCGACAUACAUGAGGGGGCUGGAAAGUGGAUCAGACUGCUGGAAAAAGAGACAAUGGGAAAGAUACUAGCCAUCGGAGAUGUUAAGGCCUUGUUGGCAAGGUGUGUGGGAGGAGCCAAAACAAAUGAGAUUUUUGAGGCUGCAGGACUUCAACCUGCAAUUGGAAGGACAGAUAUGGAUGCCACUCCUCUUGACAUUUUCCGACCUCUGAUAUGGCAAACGCUAAGAAGAAGCUACACAACACAGAUGGAUCCAAAGCUACUGAAAGGGGAGCAAAUAGGGGAAGCAGAAAACCCAACCACCUACAUUCAAAGACAACUGAGAAGAUGGAAACAGGAAUUGGAGCGAGACCCAGAAAAAGACCCGGUGAUAACAACACUGUUCAGAACUGCCAUAGUAGAGGCCAUGCCCCCAGCUGUGAAAACAAGACUGGAAGAUGUAGUGGGGCUGAACUCCAAGUCACCAAAGGAGUUUUGUGAUCAUGUGGCUCAUGCAGUGGAACAGCAUAGGAAGAAUGAACAAAAGCUAAAAAAAUCAAGAAAGAGAGCUUCAUAGAAGACUAACUCAACUGCAAUUAAAGGAACUAACUACCAUGAAGAAGAAGGUUCAAGGAAUGCUGAAGGAAAACGAGGAUCAGUCUGUGGUAAUGGCUACUGUAAACGCAUCUGGCCUAACUACCCAGACUCCAAUGACACCUAUUCAAUCUAUGACACCAACGCAAAACACAACAAUACCAGCACAUGUGCACCAGAACAUGACUCCAGUAAGCGCGCAACAACAUGGUGCACCAAUUGUGAUCUAUCUGCCCGAGCAGCCAAGUAAUAGAAAAAUGAACGAUUCACAGCAAAGAGGGAGAGGAAGAGGAAGACAGAACAGCAAUCAACAAGGAAGCUAUGGCUCCGCAGGGAACUGUUGGGGAUGGAACCAACCUGGGCAUAGGAAGAUAGACUGUCCUAUCAACCCAUGGCCACAGAACAUACCACCAACAGGCCAAAGACAACAGUCAUGGCAGCAAAACCCUCAGAAUCACAUGCCAGGACCUGUCAACCCAUGGCGUGGCCCAGACCAGGGCUACUAGGGAUGCCCAGAGAAUCCUACGGGGAGGAAUCAGCUACCAAUGAUAUCUUCUGAUGCUGAUCAAGAACCUAUGCUGCAGGUUAAGAUAGAGGACAAGAUAACACCUAUGCUAACUGAUACUGGGGCGACUUUUUCCUGUUUAAGCCCAAAUUAUGCCUCUCACCUCCCCAAGUCUGGAAAAUAUGUAAAGACAGUAGGAUUCUCGGGACAAACGCAGCUAAUUCCAAUGACGGCACCAGUCAAGAUGAAAAUCAAAGACACUGAAAUAAGAAUCCCAGUUUUAGUAUCAGAACAAACACCAGUCAAUCUUUUAGGAAGAGAUGCAAUAUGCAAGCUAAAACUGCAAAUAUGGUGUUCUCCUGAGGGAAUAUACAUAGACAAUGAAGGGAUCUGACAAAUGACUGUAGUAGGAGGGCAUGACACACAAGAACCAAAAGCAAACAUAUAUUGGUUGGGAAAUUUGGAACAGGAAGUGGUUAAAACCAUUAAUAAAUGGGGAAGUUAUAUAAGGGAACAGCUUAGGAACCCAAAAAUGCCAGACACUGAAUUUCAUUGUACAAUGAUAUAUGAUCCAUUUAGGGAUCCCAAAUUGGAAGAGAAAUGGCUAGGAGAGACAGUGAACAAAGAAAUACCCCUGACUUCAGAACAUUUAAUAAUAGGGCCUAUGGGAGCAGCAUUACAAAUCCAAGAAUGCAGCUUCAUUAAGAAUUGGUUUAAAGUAGAAAAAUCAACCCCACAUGUUACUAUAUAUAUGAAUGAAGGGUGUCGACCAGAAGAUUUGGGACCAAUGAUGCUACAUGCAAAAGGGAGAAAAUGGGAAGCUACAGAGAAUCCUUUUAUUUCCCAAACAUCAGAUAUGAUGUAUCUCAAAAUUCUGUGUCCUACUAAAAUGAUAGGCAUUCCAAAAAUAAUAGUUAAAACCACAGAAAAGAAAAAGAAAUUAAAUUCUAAAUUGGAUGAUUUAAUGAUAGAAAUGGAACAAAAAGUACCACAAGAAUUGUGGUCUAAACAUGACACCGAUGUGGGUUUGGUGAAAUCUGCAAAUCCAGUAAGGAUCAGGAUUAAACCAGGAGUUAAUUUACCUAGAAAACAACAAUACCCACUGAAACCAGAAGCCGUAGAGGGCAUUAGAAAAACGAUUGAGGGGCUAAUUAAAGCGGGUGUGUUAGUUGAAACAAUUAGCUAUUGUAACACACCCAUUCUACCAAUUGAAAAGGCCAACAAAACAAAAUGGAGGCUAGUACAUGAUUUAAGAGCAGUGAAUGAAGUAGUGGAAGAUUGUCCCGCUGAAGUUCCAAAUCCCCAUACACUAUUGACAAAUGUUCCGCCUGCUGCUAAUUAUUUCACAGUCCUUGAUCUUUGUAAUGCAUUUUUCAGCAUUCCAUUAGCGGAAGAAAGCAGACACCUUUUUUCCUUCACCUACCAAGGGCAGCUGAAUGCACUGAGUCCGGAGAUGAAAUGCAGAUACAGGAUGGUCUCCCACCGCCAAUGGACACAGAACAGGAAGGUGAGAGAGAUCUUGACAUUGAUCUUAGUGUUGGUACACAUGCUGCAAUGCCUCCCUCAGACUCAAGGACUCCAGCAGACCUCUCACCUGAGCGAGGACCUUCAGCCAAUAGACAUCAGCAGGAAGAGUUUGAAAACAUCGACUUCCCAAACAUCGACCUACCAGACAUCGACUUCUCAGACUUCGACUUUGCAGGGCUUGACUUGCCAGAUAUUGACUGGGGUCAACCAUCUUAAUGUGGCCAACUUAACACAAGGUACCAAUGCAGACAAACACAUUAAGAAGAGAUCGGUGGACCUAAAUAGAACCUAUUAUGAAGAAACAGGGUAUGACAUUGAUUCAGAAUUGGAAAAGGAAAGACUAUUAGAUACUGCUUAUCACAAUUAUUGGUACAGAUGGGCAGAAUACACGGCUAAGCAAUCACGAAAGAACGCUUGCAUAUUUUGUGCACCGUCUCCACUGCAAAAACUGACAAUAGUACCAAAUCAAUAUGAUUUUAGAGACUGUGCUAGAUUUUACUCGCAGUACUGCCACAUGCCUGCACGAAGUGUUCCUUAUUGUCCAGCCAAAUGCCUAAAAAUGCUGGGAAAUCCAUAUUAUCAAAAAUUCUACUACCAGAUGGGAUGGGGGGAUGAAUGUAAGAAUUUGGAUGUAAAAAUAGACCCACGUAAAAGAGAAACCCCAAAGAACUAUGUUCUAGACCGGUCAUUAGAAUAUGAAUGUUUCAACAAAACUAAAGGCUACCAGAAUAUGGGACAAUUUAAAGGCAAGUGUGCUGUCAUUUGGCAUCUGGAUAGAGAAAUGUAUAACAAUCCAAAUGUGUAUAGGUCUAGUAGUAUAAUAUAUGCGACAGCAACAGUGAGCAAAAAUAUGACAAUUAUCGAGCCCUAUGAAAAUUGUGAGAAUGCAACUCUAAAUUUCCCUCUAAUAGAGCCAUUGGAAAACCAAAGUGAAGCAAUAGCUGAUUAUUUUUGGUUAUGCGGGGGUAGAAGAUUGAGAGCCACUUUGAAAGAGGGAUGGAAGGGACUGUGCACCAGAGUAAGAUUGGCCCAAGCUGUAGGGAUCAUAGAUUGGGACCCAAAUGAGGAAGACUCAAGAGAAAUUGACCAAUCCACAGCCAUAAGACAGAGAGUGAAGAGAGCUUACAUACCAGACCCUAAUGUAAAAAUUGAUGAAAUUGGCCAACCAAGGGGUAUACCACAUGAAUUUAAGGCUAGAGAUGAGGUGUUAUCAGGCAUAGAAUCUAUAUUUGUCUGGAUAACCCCAAACAAAAAUGUAGAAUGGAUCAACUACAUUUACUACAACCAACAAAGGUUUAUUAACUACACAGAUGAUGCACUAGCGGCUUUGGGGGAGCAACUGAAAUACACUAGUAAAAUGACAUGGCAAAAUAGACAAGCAUUGGAUUGGUUGCUUGCAGAAAAAGGGGUGUGUGCAUAUUGUUUGGAACUGACUGUUGUACUUUUAUUCCGAAUAACACAGCCCCUGAUGGAUCAUUCACCAAGGCCAUGAAGAAGCUGAAAGGCUUGAGAAAAUAAGUAUUUGAAAAUGCAGGAAAAGACAGACAUAUUGGGGAAUGGUUUGACUCAAUAAUAGGGUCGUGGAAAGAAUGGAUGACCAAGGUGGGAAUAAUAAUAGCAGUGGCUGUUGCUAUUUUUGUGUUGUUGUUCUGUUGUAUUGUGCCUUUUCUCAGAUCAAUGAUGGCCAAUGCAGCUGCCAAACAGAUGAUCAAUGUAUCUGUAAGACGAUCUGGAGUCGAUAUCGGAUGCACCAACACUGGAGUGUAUCCAAUUGGUCCAGGGCUGGAUGAACUGGACGAGUUUCUGUAAGACCGACUACAUAAAGAGAUGGAAGGGGUGCCUUUUUUUAUUUUUAUCAAAGAGUUUGAUCAUGUUUUUGGUGAGAAAGGGAGUUAGCUACUUCAUGUCUUUUCUUUGGGGAAAAAACAAAGUAAGUAAUUUAGAACAUGGGUAGAGUAGGCAGUUAGUAAAUGGGUGUUUUGUUUAUUAUUUUGGCUUAAAACCCUCUUCCUGUUUUUAUUUUCGUUUUUAUCUUUUAUUGUUAUUAUGUUUUUUCAAGUUAUUAUACUUAUAUUAAACUACCUGAAUGAGAGGGGACGACUGAGGGUCUGAAGCAGGUCAUUGCCCGUGUUACGAGGUAAUGCAACCAGAUUUAAAGGGAAAUGACAAAGAAAGUUUUCUUAUAUUUCAUUUAUUACUAUACUCAUUUAUUUACUCAUCAUUACUUUGAAGUUAUAAUGUGUACUCACUAACCUACUGAAAAGUCCAAUGGAACUCAAAAGAAGAAAGGAUCGACGAGCACAACAGUCGAGGCAGCCUGGGCAGACUCUACUGGUGGUUUAAAAACCCGCUGUCAGCCCCAACACCAGAUAGUGCCCUAGGCAGGACCAGGGUACCUCUGGCAACGGUGGAGCAGCCCAGAUAGCGCCCCAGGCCACCGGAAGCGCCUGAGAGUUCCUCUGACACCAUGGGAGAACCAGUGGUUUUAAAUAAUAAUCUAUAUUAACCAUAAUGAGUUUAAUCACUGAUAUAUUCUACAUAACCAUGACAACCAUGGGCAAGGCCAAGAUUUUCCACACACAUGCUUUAACACAAAUUGUUGAUUUAUGUUUGAUUUUGUUGACCCCCUAGAGUGUUUAGUUAGAGAGGCGGAGCCUUUUACACUUCCCUAGUAAAAAUUGUGGGCAGUGAUGUUUGACUCUGACCUCUUCUGGAGUGCAGUCACAUAAGGAAGCCAUUUGGUAGUGAAAAGGAGGACCACUAUUGGUCCUGAGAUGGAAGAUGAGAGGGCUGACUUGUGAGGUUGCACUCUGGGAAAAGGGAAAUGGAAGUGGGAAUUAAGAGAUUCCCAGAGGGGGGAUAUGAUGGAGUAUUUUAUCCAUCCUAUAGAAAACAAUUGUGGAAUAUUUUAUCCAUCCUAUAGAAAUCAAUUGUAGAAUUUGUUCGCCUACUAUAAAAGCUAGAAGUGUUUUGAGGCCUCUUGGCCUUUGUAACUGUAAGGGUCAAACAAAUUUCUGAGCAUAUUUUGUUGGUAAUUUUCCACCAGACAACAGGUGGCUGUGAAAUGAACAAGACCAUUAUUAUGGGUGUCACGUGAAGGCUUCUUGUCUCUGGGGGGUGUGGACUGGUUUGAUACAAUGUUUCAUUUGGCCAAUGGGAAAAGGGUUGACCAUCAAAUUGGCAGAAGGCCCAUGAGAAAUGAAGUCAAAAGAUGUACAGUAGCUGGAAGCUGGUCACCCUUACUAAGAAAAUUCUCUUACAUAAGCAACACCUGCAAUUAUAUUAGUGAUGUGUCUAUGGCAGAAAGGUCGGGUAGUACAUGGAAAGGAGGUGUGAGGGGAGAGCACGUGUAAGUGAGAAUAUGGGAAAAUGUAAGAGUGAAUAUUACCAGCCAAUGAUAUUAAUUUGGUGUGUUUUAAGAGAUAAGAAAAAGCCAAUGGUAUUAAUUUGGUGUGUUUUAAGAGAUAAGAAAAAUGUAUAAAACUGUGCCCCAGCUAAGGGAGCCUGAGAUGCGGAGCUGGCAUCUCACUUUGUUGCUUGACAAUAAAGUUAAAUACUUCUGAGACCUG